AGGAAAACCCGGCCACAGGCAGAAAUCCAUCAGGUGCUGCACGCGUCUUGUGAGCGUCUUUGGGGCGAUUCCCUCGCCUGCGUUCGGCAUUCGCGCCGGUCGUUAAAAUGCAGAGCAGAACGACGCUUUUAAUCAAUUUCAAACGGAGCGAUAGGGCACCCAUGAGUUUUGGUAAUCAAUUAAACCUGCGUCUGGAUGGGCCUGCGCCCCCACCUAUAAAGGUGGCUUUGCCCAGCGGCUUGCGGCUUGUUCCAUCGAAUGACACAUAUGCAACGCCUGACGUUGACAUGACGAUACGCAAAACGAUGGGAAUACUUUUGCUGUUGCUGGUCCACUUGGCGGCGGUUACAGCACAAGAACCACAAAACGAGCCACCAAAGGAAGUAGUGCCUGCAGCAGAGGAGCCUGCGGGAGAUGCAGCUGCAGCAGAAGCGCCUGCAGGAGAUGCUGCUGCAGCAGAAGCGCCUGCCGGAGAUGCGGCUGCAGCAGAAGCGCCUGCGGGAGAUGUGGCUGCAGCAGAGGCGCCUGCUGGAGAUGCGGCUGCAGCAGAAGCGCCUGCGGGAGAUGUGGCUGCAGCAGAGGCGCCUGCUGGAGAUGCGGCUGCAGCAGAGGGGCCUGCGGGAGAUGCGGCUGCAGCAGAGGCGCCUGCGGGAGAUGCGGCUGCAGCAGAGGCGCCUGCGGGAGAUGUGGCUGCAGCAGAGGCGCCUGCUGGAGAUGCGCCUGCAGCAGAGGCGCCUGAGGGAGAUGGAGCUACAGCAGAAGCGCCUGCGGGAGAUGCGGCUGCAGCAGAGGCGCCUGCGGGAGAUGCAGCUGCAGCAGAAGCGCCUGCAGGAGAUGCUGCUGCAGCAGAGGCGCCUGCCGGAGAUGCGGCUACAGCAGAGGCGCCUGCCGGAGAUGCGGCUACAGCAGAGGCGCCUGCUGGAGAUGCGGCUGCAGCAGAGGCGCCUGCCGGAGAUGCGGCUGCAGCAGAGGCGCCUGCCGGAGAUGCAGCUGAACUAGAAACGCCAGAGGGAGAUGAAUUUGAAGAAGAGGCGCCGGCGGGAGAUGAAUUUGAAGAGGCGCCAGCGGGAGAUGAAUUUGAAGAAGAGGCGCCGGCGGGAGAUGAAUUUGAAGAAGAGGCGCCGGCGGGAGAGGGACCUUCGGCGGCAGAGGAAGAGACCGGAACAGACGAUGCAACAGAUGACGAGGCAGGUGCCAACGGAAUGGACGAGGAGGUAGUGACGGAGUCUACGCCGCCGACCACAAUUGGUGCGCACGAUCCGAACACUCCAGGGACGAAUCCCAGUCCACCCACUGUACCCCCCACCACCACUGGCUUAAUGGAUCUGAUGACCUACUUACCGGAGUAUAAUAAUGGCGGGGAUCCGUAUGUGAGUCCGGGGCCCUCCCACAAGCCCGGCUCCCGUCACGUGAAGGCGCACGAUGGCUUCGACAGCUUGAAAACGGAAAAGUACUGGUCGCACUGGAACGAUCGCUUUACCACAGACAACGAUAUUCUUCAGUGAACGGACACCCGGAAUGCGGCGGCGCGAAGUUUAAAGAUUACUCAGCGCUCGGGUGCGGUGGCAUGACAAAUUAAAUUAGACAGACUCGUAUCGUAUCCGAAAUGAAGUGAACUGUGGUUGUUUUUCACUCGUAGACAACUGUCGUUGGGAACAGCA
Molecule: messenger RNA, 1661 nt
Organism: Drosophila persimilis
Lineage: Eukaryota; Metazoa; Arthropoda; Insecta; Diptera; Drosophilidae
Product: polysialoglycoprotein
Exons: 2
Coding region: 108-1505 (465 amino acids)
Source: RefSeq, a predicted model, not a curated record